Dermacentor silvarum is the source of this 1482-nucleotide messenger RNA. Its product is annotated as zinc finger BED domain-containing protein 4-like. Bases 1 to 1482 code for a protein of 493 amino acids. The record is from RefSeq and is a predicted model, not a curated record. The transcript has 6 exons. NCBI's taxonomy places the organism in Eukaryota, Metazoa, Arthropoda, Arachnida, Ixodida, Ixodidae.
AUGUUGGAGGACCAGCCGGUUGAACAAAGUGUUGCUGGCUCGGUGGCUGCAACUGGGGCUGAAACUAUAGACCUCGCUAAUGCCGCUAUAAGCCCACGAGGCUCUGUUUCUUCCUCGUUUGCGGAACCCAUGGAAAAGUGCCUCUCCAGUGCUAUGGUGUUUGCAAGAGGAGGAGUCCGUGAAAAGCUUGCUAAUGAUGCUCUCGGAUACAUGAUCGCGCACGACGACUUGCCUCUGAGCACGCCCGAGAAGGAUGGCUUCAAGACGUUCGUGAAGGCAUUGCAGCCACUCUACGAGCCUCCCAGUGAGUCUACUGUCGCUAUGGGCCUCGAGGCAAAGUACGAGGAGCUCAGGGCACAUUAUGGACGGAUAAUUCAAGAGGCUGAUCAUCUGAACCUCACGGCCGAUUUUUGGACGCACGAGAGUACAAUGCGGUCGUACCUAGGCCUCAUAGUUCACUUUAGAGAAGGUAACAAACUGGUGAACGUCGAGAUUGGCGUUAAGUACGUGCCAGAAAGGAAAACAAGUAUGAAUCUUCGCGUAGCAAUGCGCGAAUUGUGCGACGAGUGGAAUAUUGACUACAAGAAGGUCCGGGCUGUCGUCACAGAUGGUGGGCAGUACAUUAAGGCAGCCGUCCGCGAGGAAUUUGGUGCCGAUAAGCACAUUUCCUGUGUAGCUCAUCUUCUAAACCAAGUAGGUCAAGCUGCCAUUGGUCUAGCAGUGUCCAAAGCCCCUUCGGAACUUGAAGCACAUGAGUUUGUGGUGGUCCCGGAGAACGAACAAGAUGCUGAGGCUUUGCUGGAGGACGUCCCUGACGCCGAUGACGCCGACGAUGACGGCACACCCCUCGUCAACCUUCGGCCGCUGCUGACGAAGGUGAAGAGGAUCGUUCGCUUCUUUCGCACCAGCGAUGUUGCUUCACGAACACUGAUGGAACUGCAGCUCCAGGACGGCAAGCAGGAGCCUGAUGCAUUGAAAUUAAUCCAGGAAGUCAGGACCCGGUGGAAUUCUUGCUAUUACAUGUUGGAGCGCUUCUUACAGUUGUCAGAACCUGUCAGCCGGGUCCUCUUGCAUCUGCUGAGGGAGAGAGGAGCUACUCGGCGAAAGCCGCCAAAUCUAAUCUCUGGUGACCAGCUUGACGUCCUUGGCGAAGUAAAGGACCUACUAAAGCCGCUGGAGGAAGCCACGCUUAUGGUUUCCAAGGGUCGUUCCGUGACACUCGGCGAUGUAAUCCCCAUGGUGUACGGCCUAAAGCAGGGUAUCCGAAACUUCCAGCCCAGUCACCCCGUCGCUUUCAAUCUGCAGCAAAAACUGCUCUCGGAAGUGAACGCACGAUUUAGUGGCAUCGAGUACACGCGCCCGUACGCGGCCGCGACAAUUUUGGACCCGCGGUACAAGAAGUACGUCUUCGAAGAUCCUCAGGCGGUGGCAAUGAUCGUCCAGCACUUAACUGUCAAGGAUGCUAAUCAAAACUUGGUUUGA